Ochotona princeps (American pika) is the source of this 1730-nucleotide messenger RNA. It is a transcript of the gene ORAI3, whose product is annotated as ORAI calcium release-activated calcium modulator 3. Lineage: Eukaryota; Metazoa; Chordata; Mammalia; Lagomorpha; Ochotonidae. Gene Ontology annotation, cellular component: membrane. The transcript is spliced from 2 exons. The record is from RefSeq and is a predicted model, not a curated record. Gene Ontology annotation, biological process: store-operated calcium entry. Gene Ontology annotation, molecular function: store-operated calcium channel activity. Bases 264 to 1160 code for a protein of 298 amino acids.
GGGCUCGGUACCCCGACUCCACCCCAUCAUGUGGCCGCGCCGGCCCCGCCUCCGCCCCAGUUCCUGUUUCGGCCUCCGCCGUCCAGCUCGGGCCCUUGGGGCUCCCCGCAGACGUCCGCCGCUCACGUUCCCGCACACCCGGCCCGGGGGCGGGGAUGGGACCGUCCCCUGGUUUCAGCCGGUCCUUCAGGGGCCCCAGAGGCGCCUUGGCCCCGCCGUGACCACUGCCCGCCUGAUUCCGGAUUCCCCCAGACCCCUCCAGAAUGAAGGGCGGUGAGGGGGACGCGGGCGAGCAGGCCCCGCUGAACCCGGAGGUCGAGAGUCCCCCGGGCUCUGCCACGUACCGCGAGUUCGUGCACCGUGGCUACCUGGACCUCAUGGGGGCCAGUCAGCACUCGCUCCGGGCGCUCAGCUGGCGCCGCCUCUACCUCAGCCGGGCCAAGCUCAAAGCCUCCAGCCGCACGUCUGCCCUGCUGUCCGGCUUCGCCAUGGUGGCCAUGGUGGAGGUGCAGCUGGAAAGUGACCAUGAAUACCCUCCGGGCCUGCUGGUGGCCUUCAGUGCCUGCACCACCGUGCUCGUCGCGGUGCACCUGUUCGCGCUCAUGGUCUCCACGUGUUUGCUGCCCCACAUCGAAGCCGUGAGCAACAUCCACAACCUCAACUCAGUCCACCAAUCACCACACCAGCGGCUGCACCGUUAUGUGGAGCUGGCCUGGGGCUUCUCCACGGCCCUGGGCACCUUCCUCUUCCUCGCCGAAGUGGUCCUGGUGGGCUGGGUAAAAUUUGUGCCCAUCGGGGCACCGCUGGACACGCCAGCUCCUGGGGCACCUGCAUCCCAGGCACCUGGGAAUCUGCCACCAGUGGGCACCUCACUCAGUCCCGCGUCCCACCUCCCACCAGCCUCUGCAUCCCUAGCCCCUCCGCAGGCUAAACCUUCUGAAACCUGCCCGCCUCGGCAGGUGUGUGGUGACAGCAAUGGGACCCACGGGCCGGGAUGGCAAGCAGCCAUGGCCUCCACGGUGAUCAUGGUACCUGUCGGGCUGGUGUUUGUGGCCUUUGCCCUGCAUUUCUACCGCUCCCUGGUAGCCCACAAGACCGACCGGCACAAGCAAGAGCUGGAGGAGCUGAGCCGCCUGCAGGGCGAGCUGCAGGCUGUGUGAGGCCGGUGUUAGCGACUGUUGUAUCAAGUGUCACCUGCAGGGGGAGCUGCAGGCUGCGUGAGGCCGGUGUUAGCGACUGCCACAAACGCCGCUCCCUCCAGAGGUCUGCGGGACGCGCCUUCCGGGGUCCCGACGGCAAUCCCUGCCCCAGGUGGCCACACUCCCGCCCACAGGGUCCAACUAUACCAAGGAUGUUUCGUGUCUGUCUGUCCCAGCGAGGAUGUGGAGGUCCCCGUCGAAGCAUCAGAUGGUGGAUGGAGUCAGGAGGGUGAGGUCAGGGGCCCCUUGGGGGACCAUGGUGCUGUGUCUCUGCCCCUUGCAGAAGGUCCCACACAAUUGUGGCAGAAAGCGGUCGACCCUUGCUUCAUUCUCCUAAGAGUCCGUUUCUGAGGGUUGGUGUUUUAGGGGAAGCUUCUCCCCACCCCCAGCUGUGUGGGGUGUGUGUGCCACAUUCUUGGCAUGGGAGGAUUUGGGGUUCUAGUCCAGCCUCCCUUAGGAUAAGGACUUCCCAACUGCCCAUGACCUCUCCAUGUCCCUCCCUACUACUUCCUCCCGCUGCCCUAGGCCCAU